Messenger RNA from Topomyia yanbarensis, 1989 nucleotides. RefSeq lists its product as uncharacterized. Bases 227 to 1894 code for a protein of 555 amino acids. The record is from RefSeq and is a predicted model, not a curated record. The transcript is spliced from 4 exons. Gene Ontology annotation, molecular function: nucleic acid binding; zinc ion binding. NCBI's taxonomy places the organism in Eukaryota, Metazoa, Arthropoda, Insecta, Diptera, Culicidae.
AACAUUUCAAAUGUCUUCAAAAUGAAAACAAAUCUUCAAAUCUGGCAUCUCUGGUGCGUGCUCGAAAUCAAAAAGCUGUGAUGUGGGUGCAUUUUUGCUGCUUGUGAUUUUCAGGAUUUUCAGUCUACAGUUUUCUUACCAUUAAUUGACCGUUUCGUCACAGUCAGUCUGCAGAAUAUGAAUUUUGUGGAAAAAGCAGCGUAGAGUGGUAUAAGAGAAAUAUCCCAUGGAACCUCCGAAGGAGCCCACAAAGCCAUGUCUGGAAACGGAUGCGGCACUCGCUGCAUCAGCGGCCAAUGCAGUGGAACAAUGGCGUACGUAUCAAAAUGCAUAUACAUUGUAUCAGCAGCAGUAUGCCGCAUACGAAGAGUACAUGCGAAAACAGGCAACUCUUUCCACUUACGAGGAGCAGCAAGCAGCUUAUAAUGAAUAUCUACAAGCACAUAAUGGUUAUCAAAGUCAGCUUGAACAGUAUGAGCACCAGAAAGUAUACCAGGAUUAUUAUGCUGCAACAGGAGAAGUAGCUCCGGUUGCCGCUUUUUAUCCAACUACAACGACUUUUCUUCCAACGGCGAUGGCAGUUCCCCCGCCAGUAUUUACGACUCCACUCGCUAAUGUUGAUGCUUUUUACAACCAAUCACAAGAUCACUAUCGGGAUCCAUCAACUCUGAAACAUAAAUCAGAUGCAUCCGUUAAAAGAUCUAAGGUUUAUACCACGACGAACUUUUAUGCAAAUCCUGACGACGAAGAACUGUUUCCUGCGGACCUGAAACAACUUUUUGAACCAUUGAAUUGCGGUCUGUGCAAGAGUAAGAUGAACUCCCAUAUCUCCGCGAAUGUGCAUUAUCAAUCGAAGGUGCAUGAAAGAAAAAUUAUCCAAUGGCUUCAGGAUUAUUGUGAACGUACUGGCACUCCCAUGCCGUAUCGUGCAAAGCGUAGACCGGUACAAGUCGAGCCGGUUGGACCGAAUUCAUUGCGAUGUGAUGCUUGCGAUUUGCCUUUAACAUCGAUUCAACAUGCCAAUCAGCACUAUACUGGAAAACGGCAUCAGAUGGUAGUGCGUGGUAGAAAAACUCCUGCUGGGAGGGGCUACUACAACAAAGAAGGUGUUUGGACUAGAGUUUUGACUGACACGGAUGAAGCACCGGAACGCUUUGGAAUUGGACAGUCAUUCGCCAAACAGAAAACUCGAUACAACGCAAAAGAUGCCAAGCGAAUUCGUUUAGAACCGCCUCCGUCUCCUCCGCCUGGUGUUAAGGAGAUUGUUGGAAACGUUCUCGAUGGAACUGUGGGAGUACCAGCGAUAAUAGCUACUGUACAACCAGACACUCCUGUGCACGCACCAUCGAUAACCCCCUCAUAUGCUCCAAUGGUGAAUCCUACUUAUACUCCUGGCUUCAUCGCCCAAUCAGCCGGAGUUUCAAACCCAGUUGAAGCGAUUAAAACCGUUGAAAGCGAAAUUCAGAAAAAAGAAAGUGCUGAUUGUGUCGAUGAAACCGGUGUAUUUUGCAAGGUAUGUCAGAUUGCUGUAACUUCAACAACAGUUAUGGAGACCCAUUUGAAAGGUGUCAAACAUUUGAAGAAGCUUAAAUCUAUGGGUCGUAUGCUGCCUAUAAAUGACAACGGAAACGCAAUGGAAAGCAUUCUGUCCACGCUCAACAAGCCGCCACAACAAUACGAUUGGUCACUGUAUCGUAUGCCAUCGGGAAAGUACUAUUGUAAAUCAUGCAACUCUAUUCUGGCCGAUGAGAAACUCUUUUCUCAACAUUGGUACAGUAAAAAGCACAAAUUGAAGGUGAAGCAGGAAAUGGACGAGUUGUCAGGAAAAACGGAGACGAAACCGUUUUAUAAUAAACGUCCUUUCGGAAAGGGUCGUUUCGUAAAAAACCAGUGAAUGUAAGGUUAUAACUUAUUGCACCUCUCAAACAUGACUUACAAAUUUCAAUUGUAUAACUGUCAUAUUUUGAAACAAUAAAUUUUGAGACUCAA